Messenger RNA from Cephus cinctus (wheat stem sawfly), 3898 nucleotides. RefSeq names its product probable myosin light chain kinase DDB_G0279831 (gene Mps1). Gene Ontology annotation, molecular function: protein serine/threonine/tyrosine kinase activity; protein serine/threonine kinase activity; ATP binding. The record is from RefSeq and is a predicted model, not a curated record. Gene Ontology annotation, cellular component: nucleus; spindle; kinetochore. Lineage: Eukaryota; Metazoa; Arthropoda; Insecta; Hymenoptera; Cephidae. The transcript has 7 exons. Gene Ontology annotation, biological process: peptidyl-serine phosphorylation; meiotic spindle assembly checkpoint signaling; chromosome segregation. The coding region runs from base 659 to 3523 and encodes 954 amino acids.
UUUAAAGGUACUAAAGUUUUUUUUUUAUUGUUCCACAUAUGUUACUUUCUCUUAAAAAAAGAAUGUUGCUCAUUCGGAGUAAUUUGGAAACAUUUUGAUUAUCGGAGUAGGAACAAAAAAAUUGUCGAUCGAUUGAAACGCCCGAUAAAAUAGACAGUACUCAAUUUCCCCAUACAAUAGUUAUAUACCUCUGUCGGUAAAUCAUAGAGGUUACAGAAUGCAAAAUGUCCCUAGACACGUAGAAUAUCGGCCAAUACGAUUGCUGCUUGGGAUUUAAAUUUGGAUACAACUGGCAGAGAACCGGUACAAAAUCCAAAUCAAAUUGUUUACCACAUAGUACAACGGUAAAACAUUUAUUAAGAAAAAUGUAUACUCAUUUGUAUACUUUAGAUUCCUGAGGUGUAAGAUACUGGGAAUAUUUGACAGGUGUACGACGAUGCUCUUUGAUCAACAAAGACGUACCAAAACGUAUUAUCUUAUUGCGAAUGAAGUAUACAUGCUGUUGUGAAUAUUUGAAUAGUUGCCAGUGCUUUUAGUUGGAUUAGGAAAUCGGCAUAUGUGUUAUUUAAUAUAUCGGUGAACUUCCAUAACAGGAGAAAACGUCGGAUAUGUAAGUCAGGAGGAGACGCUUUCACUAGUUAUUCAAAAUAAACUUAUAAUGGAGGAGCAACCCGUGAGCGAUAGGAGUAGCCUGAAUAGUAGUGGAGGAUCUUACAAUUUUAUAAAUGCUCGUCCAAAGACACAGCCUGUUCGAGUAAGUGUUUUGGAACAUCUCUGGGAGGGCGAUGACGAGGACAGUGAGCAUAAAUCACUGGGAUCAGACAAUGAGUCGGAUAAUGAUGAUAUCCAGCCAUUACCACGAGAUGAUUCUGUUUGUGACACUGCUGAUGGACCAUCGCAGGGCGAUGAGAUACCGGCAGGAUGUUCUAAAAGUACAUUGACCUGUACUACAUCUAUUAUACCAUCAUCUUCGCAUAUACCUUCUACUGAGACUCAUAUCAAGUUACGUACUUCUUCUUCUAAGAAUGAAUUAGUACCUGCUUCUAGCGCUUUAAAGCAAGAAAGUACAAAUAAAGAAAUGUGUAGCUUUUCACAAGAUUGGAGGCAUAAGGGACGCUUGUCAGAUAAUUUUUUGAAGGAGAAAUCAUUGGAGGACUACAGAAAUUCCUUGCUUCAUAACGAUAGAAUGUCUCAAGUAAAUAUAUCAUAUUCUAGACAUUCUGGUAGCUGGGAGGAUCAUAAUAAAAUAGAUGCACAAAAAGUGACAUCGCUCAAUUUAAUUAAUAAUCCAGUGCCAACAGUGAAACAUGAUAUAUCAAAAAAAGAGAUGAAUUUAAAUGAAUAUCCAAAGUCUACAAGGGAAGAUCAAGCAUCUCUACCCUUAUCAUUAAGGACUUCUAUAAGAGAUCAUGCAUUGCAUGCUGUAUAUCAUUCAGAGGAUCAUCAUGAAUUUCCAAGACCAUUUAGUGCUACUACAGAAACCAUUCCUGUGAGUCAGGGUGGUAGUGCUACUUCUGUAAACAUCUUAUCCAAUAAAAUUGCUGUUCACAAUACUCCAGCCUAUCUCUGCAAUGAAGCACACUUAAAAAAAAGAGACUCUUUUAACAAUAUUCAAUCUGAAGCAAUAGCAUCAUCAUCUAGUACAGCAUUCCCUGAUUUAGUGCAAUCUCACUCAGUCAUAGACACUCCAAUGAAACAUCCUCCUGUAACUGAGUCCAGAUCUGGUUUUUGUCAUCGCAACAUCUUUCAAACUCCACAAACUAAGACACAAAGUGAUUUUCCAAAAAAUACUGUGCAAACACCAGCCACUAUUCUUUCACAUUGGUCGCAAUAUAACAUGCUUCAAACUUCAACUGAAAGUAGAUCUCUGAAAUCAAAGGAAUCUGUUCAGACACUGGGGCAGCACAGUCUCUUACCACAUAAUAAAAGAGUCGAUACAUCAAAAUACUUUAGCAUGGAAGAAAAAUCCGUUAGGAGGCCAUUAGCAGAGACUAUGUACUCCAGUCAGCAUUGUAGCAAUGUAGAAAACUUACCUACGUAUGCUGCAGAUACCAUUCCUCCAAUGCCAUUACAGGAUCCUAAAUUCUCAAAGAUCAAAGAAUCUCCUUACAUGUACCAAGCCAAUUCCAAACUAAAAGAGUCCACAGCUGGGGAUUCUCAACGUGUAUCAAAGAUAGACACUACAGAUACAAACUUUGUGCAAUCUGUCAUCAGCGGAAGUCAGGAUCUUAAGGAAAACUUACAAUCCAAUCUUAUAGAAUCCGUGCGAAAUAAUAAGAAAUCUAUGCCUGUAUCCGUCACAGAAACUAAAUCUGUAGCAGCUGUUACCUCUGCUACCAAUGUAAAUAUCGAGGAAUUGUCUAACAAUCCUGGCACUGUAGUUGCAGCAGUUCCAGAUACUAAGGAAAUUCCUAGGAAGUAUUCAGCACCUGAGAAUAAACAGUCAGAACCAGGAAAAAUAGUAGAAAAAAUGUCAAGUAUACAAUGUUCGAUAAUGUCAAAUCCUCCACAAAGAAUGAAGACUUUUGGUAAAACAAUGAAAGUAAAGGAGAAAGAAUACCUAAUCCUGGGUAAACUGGGCCAGGGUAUGUGUGGGGAGGUCCUACGAGUUCAGGACUUAUCCUCUGGCGAAUUACGAGCUAUAAAAUGUGUUAAUCUAAAUAAAAUCGAUAAGGAGACUGCAGAAGGUUGUUUGGAGGAGAUUUCUAUGUUGCACAAAUUGCAGGCACCUUGUGUUAUCAGAAUGUUCGACUACGAAGUUCAAUAUCAUAUGGUUUACGUGGUGAUGGAAAUGGGCGACACUGAUCUUAGUAGACUGUUGAAGUCAAUGUCUGAGGAAAAAAGGUUGCCGCUUACAAUGAUCCUUUAUUACUGGACCGAAAUGCUAACCGCUGUGAAGCAUAUACACGAUAACAGUGUAAUACACUCGGAUUUAAAGCCAGCUAACUUUCUGUUAGUAAGGGGACGUCUUAAGCUGAUUGAUUUCGGUAUCGCUUCUAGUAUGAAUGCCGAGAUGACUUCUGUGGUGAAGAAUUCUACCAUAGGUACAUUGAACUAUAUAAGUCCUGAAGCUCUUAUGGACAUUGGAGGAAAUGGAGAUUCUCCGAAUAAAAAUGUGAAAUAUAAGAUAAAUUAUAAAUCAGAUGUCUGGUCCUUGGGCUGUAUUCUCUACAGUUUAGUAUACGGACAGACACCGUUCCAACACAUUCGUUCUCAAUGGGCGAAAGUGACUGCAAUUACAAAUCCAAAGUUGAAAAUUGUGUUUCCACCACCAACAGCAUCUAAUAAUUUGGAGGCUACACCACCAGUCUUGAUCGACGUGAUGCGUCGGUGUCUUCAGCAUGAUCCUAAAGCCAGGCCAACUGUUGCUCAACUCCUCCAGAUCUCCUACGUGGUGACAAAGUCGAAUAUCUCGCCAGCAAUAGAAAUCCCUUCGAAUAUCCUUGUAAAAAUUAAACAUGCCUUGUUGGAGGAUGAGUGGCGGCUAUUCACGGAGAUAUUAGAAAAGAGGCGACAACCGUGACGUAUAUCAUGCUACAUGUGCAUAGGAACUUUUUACAUAAGAAACUUAUCUCCACCAAUUAAAAAUGGUAUGAGAGGGUAAUUGUAUGUACAAAAAAUUAUUCUUACGGUUAAGUGUAAAGUGCAAGAGGAGUAAUUGAAGGUAUGGUGAGUGUCCUUCAUCGGAUAAAGAUCGAAACAAAGGAAGAAGGAAAUAAUGCAAAAUAUUCGUGUCUAAUAGAUUACGGUGAUGAACAAAUUAAAUCCAGACUAUGGGGUAGUCUUGACUUGUAACAUUAACAAUACGUAUAUUUAAUGUUUCAGUUGAUUAGUCUCGCGUUAAUUUACUUACCACUUUUGAGAAAGAAAAAAAAACAUUUACGACUGGCAAUAGAAA